Molecule: messenger RNA, 1147 nt
Organism: Arachis duranensis
Lineage: Eukaryota; Viridiplantae; Streptophyta; Magnoliopsida; Fabales; Fabaceae
Product: NEDD8-specific protease 1
Exons: 2
Coding region: 220-915 (231 amino acids)
Biological process (GO): proteolysis
Molecular function (GO): deNEDDylase activity; cysteine-type peptidase activity
Source: RefSeq, a predicted model, not a curated record
UAGAACACUUCUACAGUAACCACUAACCAGAAUUGAGCCCAAGAGAACUUGCAUUCCAUUGUGUGCAAAAGUCGAACAACAAAUUACUUCUGAGGCAGUGAUACUCACUCACUCGUGCGAGUAUUUGACAUCGAUGCUUUCCUGAGGGUUCUUACAUAUCAAACUCCAACUUUUCCUGAAUCAAUAACCAACCAACCCGUACUUUUCUUCAAUUUGACUAUGAAGGGAUCACCAUCAGAUGAGAUGAUUCUUAGCUACAACGAUGUUGUGCUUCGGCGUUAUGAUCUAACCAUCCUCAACGGUCCGUUUUAUCUUAAUGAUCGAGUUAUCGAGUUGUAUUUCAGCUAUCUUCCAUCUUGUUAUCCCUCUCAGGAUACCCUGCUGGUUCCACCCUCCAUUGCAUUUUGGAUCAUGAAAUGUCCUGUUGCUGAGGCUCUCAAAGAUUUCAUAGAGCCCCUUCAUUUGUCUGAUAAGGAACUGGUUAUAUUCCCCGUCAACGAUAACGAAGAUGUUGGUAAAGCUGAAGGUGGGUCUCACUGGAGCCUACUUGCGUAUUACAGGCGUGCUAACAAGUUUGUUCACCAUGAUAGUUGCAGAGGCAUGAACUCAGCACCUGCUAAGCAACUCUAUAGAGCUGUUGGUGGAUACAUGGGGCAAUCCGGAUCGGCAUCUGAACCUAGCUUUUUGGAAUGGACUGAUUCACCCCAACAAGAGAAUGGUUAUGAUUGUGGUUUGUAUGUCAUGGCCAUAGCAAGAGUGAUAUGCAACUGGCAUGUAAACUGCAAAAAUAUUGAUUUAACGGAGCUGUGGUUCCCUGAUGUGAAGGAACAGGUUACUCCAAUUGCGGUUGCCGAGAUGCGGGGUGAGAUCUUGACCUUGGUUAAAAAGCUAAUGGCAACAAAUCAAAACUCUUGAAUCUAAGUGGAGCAUCCUCUAACUCAAGAUUUAGAAGACAUCUGCAUAAUUGUUUGAUUUGAUCAUAUUAAUGGGAGUUGAGAUAGCAGUAAAUACUAAUAAUGUAGAACACAUUUUGAUGAGUUUCAUGUCUGAAGCAACGUGUAAGUUGGCAUAGCCUGUAAAGAUUCCAAACAGCUUAUCGAUGUUGUUAAUAUAACAUCUAAAGUUUUAGAACUAUUCAAAGUUCAAA